AUGAUGAAGGAGCUCGCUCUACAACAAAUUAUCGUCUCUCCAACAAGGGAACCCACAAAAUAUCACACUCCAAAUCCUCUUAUAUUCAACUCUUAUUGCCAUUGCCACACUCUUUUCAGACCACCAAGAACAUCCCACCUCCAGCUUCGAGCCACUUUGAAUAGAACUAGUUCAGUUUCCUCAAGAACUAGGAGAAACAAGAAUCCAUCUGACUAUAAUAGUAAACGAGUAAAAAUUCAAAGUGAAGUUCAAAAAAUGCAAGAAGAAGAAGAAGAAGGAACUAGAUUUUACAUGGGUUUGGAUGAGGAUUUUGAGGAGGAGGAGGAUACGUCAUCAUCGUCAUUGUUGUCUCUGAGCGAUAAACCGGAGAGGAACAUGUCAUUACUGGACGAUUAUGAGAUGGAGGAGCUUGAUUUCGUGCCAAUUGACCCGAAUCACCGCAGUGGAUAUGUGGCAGUGCUGGGCAAGCCAAAUGUCGGAAAAAGUACGCUUUCGAACCAAAUGAUUGGACAGAAGCUUUCUAUUGUUACGGAUAAACCUCAGACUACUAGGCAUCGUAUUCUUGGUAUAUGCUCUGGCGCAGACUAUCAGGUUUGA
Molecule: messenger RNA, 597 nt
Organism: Fraxinus pennsylvanica
Lineage: Eukaryota; Viridiplantae; Streptophyta; Magnoliopsida; Lamiales; Oleaceae
Source: the annotation of a GenBank genome assembly